Epinephelus moara (kelp grouper) is the source of this 3203-nucleotide messenger RNA. It is a transcript of the gene jhy, whose product is annotated as junctional cadherin complex regulator. Gene Ontology annotation, biological process: axoneme assembly. The record is from RefSeq and is a predicted model, not a curated record. NCBI's taxonomy places the organism in Eukaryota, Metazoa, Chordata, Actinopteri, Perciformes, Serranidae. The coding region runs from base 805 to 3180 and encodes 791 amino acids. The transcript is spliced from 9 exons.
UAGUGAGGAACUUGUAUAGGAAGGGGAUUCAGAUAUUGAUGUGCUGAGAUACAGAAGUUAUAUAGGAAUUUGUGACAACGUAACCAUAGAUAUUACAGGCAGUGCAGACAACACAUGAUGUGAGAAACAAACCACCCAGAGUGAAAACAUAAAUGGUUAGAUGGCGACAUCUACUGGUUAAAGCGGCUGCCUUCACCAUCCCAGCUGAAGAUGUAUGCUGUGAGCUCUUGUUGAAAAAAGUCGGAGCUUCCCAGAGGGGCACUUGAAGGCAACACAUAUGCGUCGGCGUUUCUAUGGUUGCAGUGGUUUAGAGUACUGACAGGAAAACAGGUGAGUGUCUGAACAAGUUCCCUUACUUUUUUCCCCUUUAUGUUUAACUAGCACGACACAUUUAGUGCUGUUUUCAUUGUCACUGUGAAUACAAUAAACGCAGUGGAUAUUUUUAAGUGGUUAAACUGGAGUUUCGUUGGUUUUUACCCCAACGCUAGCGUCGUUUAGCAAAACAUGCGAUAGCUGCUAAGCUAGUUGACGGAUGACUUUUCUACUAACGCUAACUGGUUAGGUUGAGAUACAUCGUUAAGCGAUAUCGACAGACAAUUGACAACAGUGUUCAACAGUUAUAGUUUUUAUUAAUGAGCUUUAUUCGAGGAAAAAAAAUACACACCUAUUUUUCUUUCUAUUUCACACAGCUGCCAGGGUUGGUGUGGACAGUGUUUUCCUGCUGAAACCUUCUCCAGUUACAUUUUGACGACCACAUAGAUGAUCAGAUCUUCGUGAAGCAGACUGUUCACCUUCAAUGUGAGCAUGGAUAAAGAAGUCAAACAUGAUGAGAUAUGUAAAGUAUUGAACACUGAGCAAAAGAAGCAUCCUUCUCUGGGACAAACAGUUCUGGCCAAGCCAUGGGACUCUGUGGAGUCAGACACAGAGAGCUUGGCCCAAGAGAGAGUUUACCAAAAGCAGCUACAAAUGCGUAUUGGACACCAUGACCAAAUUAAAUACAUACAGCCUCAAAAGGAGAACACUGACAGCUUACAGCUGGGAGAGGAAGAGGAUGACAAUUCAAAUGAUGAUGAAACUGAAGAUCUUCAGGUUUAUGAUAGCCUCGAUGUAGCAACACACCCUCAUGCCAAAAGGAACCCCAGCCUCUUACAGACUGAAUAUUUGGACACACAAAUAGAUGAAAGACAAGAAACAAGCCAGCUGUCCAGUGAUGAUGCCUAUUCUGACCUACGCUAUGACCCCAACUGGAGGACCAACCUGAGGGGAGCUGGCCGCUUCCAUGACAACCCACAGAUUUCCAUUGAGGAAUAUUACCAAGUCCCAAAAGAACAAUCCAGUCAGUCGUGUGGUGACACGCAGGGACUGGUAAUAAAAGGAGGAUACAGAUACAUCGUUGACACAAGUCCAUCUGUGGUGAUGACUCCUCACAUGGCUGGCAAUGAGUUUGACCAGCCGUACCGCCUACACUCACCAGAUGAUCAGACGAGCUCAGUAACAUCUCCCCACAGCCAUGCUUUACAGCUGCCAUCACCAGAAGCUGACCACUUGAAGCCAUCCUGCUUUUUCAAUAAAAAUGAAAGUGACAGAGCCUUACACAAAGGAUUCAGAAACAAGCAUGAAAAUAGCUAUGACAAUGCUGGGGGAAAUAUUAUCAGAUCUCCUGGGCUGACCAAGGAUAUGCAUGCUAUGUCCAUCCAAGAAUUUAAGACCUACCAACAGCAAGAACGGAGACAAGGAGGAAAACAGCAAACGUGCACAUCCACAAUUUCCAAGGUCCCACAUAGUAAAAAGCCAGAAAGACUGACAGAGGACAUGGUGAAACGCAACAAAAUAACCCUGGGGCGCAACACAUCCAAAUGUGGCUCCUACAUGCGUGUGCAUGCACUUAAGCAGGAGACGUCACAUAAUGUUAAAAAGGUGCAUGAAACUCCUAAGGAGACAACCAGCGCAGAAAGUCAAGAGGACAGUGCAGACCCUGACCAGAUGUGGCUCCAGAAAACUCAACAGUUGAGGGUCACCCAGAUCAGGGAUGGGAAGAAAGCCCAGCGGAAACAACACCCCAAUCCCCCUGAACAGCAGCAGCACCCUGCCCGGGGGGUCAAAGCUGAGGGGGGAGACUGUCUGAGCUCCCCAUUGGCAAGUCCAGCCGCUGUUACCCAGCCAGAUCCUCAGGCGACGACCUCAUCGCAGCCUUUGCUCCCCGCCAUCCACCUCAACAUCCUGCUCAACACUUCAUCCCAUCUCCUUCCAUUCAUCCAGCAGAGGGACCAGGAUGACAUCAUCGAGUUAGCAUCACUUCAUGGCUGUCCUGAUUGGAGCCCUGCAUCUGAAGUUGGACUCACCUUGUCCCCUGGAUGUCAACAAGCAAAUCCAGGAAAGUCCUACCAGAAGUCUCAGAAAGGGGUAAAAGCACACCUUCGCAACCGAAACCUGGAGAGUAGGCCCGAACAAUGGCAAAGGACACCUGCAUUAGAGGGGCCAGUAUCCUGUGAAGAAGGGGACCAGAAGUGGAUUCCAAAUGAGAGUUACACUAAGCAAUUUCCACAAAACUUCCCAAGGACACCCACCACCCCUUCGUCACUGGGUUCAGGUUGCUACACAGUUUUGCCCCCUAUACGACAGUCAUUGAGAGGAGCGGAGUCUGAGCUCAGCCCUGAUCAGAGUGUAAAAACAGCCUUCCCCAUCCAUAGAAGCAGCUCUGACGGCUAUCUUGUUCAGAUGGAGAAACAGAAGCAGCUGAGGGCAAGAGUCACUUACAAGGCAUACAGUCUUAAAGACUACACGCAGCUGAAAUCAGAUAUAAAUCUGCGAGGCCUGGGUCCUGACUACAAAGCCAUUGAAAAGACAAAAAUGAAACGACAGAAGCUGUAUUCAAAUGUGAUCCGCGAGCAGAACAAAAACAUAAGGAGGAUUCCCUUUCUACUGGCCAAGGACCCGGAAGGCAAUGACAAGAAAGUUCCCAGGAUAAAGGCUUUGGAAUAUGCUAAGACCAUUGCCAAACCCCCUGUACAGUCUCAACCAAAAGAGAGACAGAAACACCAGUCUGAAGACUUCACUGAGCACGCUCUUUACUUGGAGGACUUGGACAUCUCCCAGCUGGCCACACUGGAAAUCCUAAGAAAACGGCAUGAGAAAGAAAAGCAGGCUGUUGCACGACUCAGAAAAGUACAUGCUGUCUGAGGCAAGAUACAAUUUGUCCACCA